Messenger RNA from Exophiala bonariae, 555 nucleotides. RefSeq lists its product as uncharacterized. The coding region runs from base 1 to 555 and encodes 184 amino acids. Lineage: Eukaryota; Fungi; Ascomycota; Eurotiomycetes; Chaetothyriales; Herpotrichiellaceae. The transcript has a single exon. The record is from RefSeq and is a predicted model, not a curated record.
AUGGCCGUUGCACAGUUAGUUUCCCUCUUCGAAGGUCUCGACCACCAAAGAGAAAGAACAUCCAUUGAACCCAUAACCAGCAGCUUCCGAACCCAGUCAUCUACAUCUCGAGUGCGUCUGUCGCUACAGACUAUCUUCAGUCAUAAUCCUCUCCACCGAUCGUCACCCAAGGUCUCCAAGAAAAUGUCGGCCACAUCCUCUCCCUUCCUAAGCUCGUCUCCAAGCUCCUCCUUCAGCAGUUUCCGAAACAAAAGCCACCGGGGCAAUGACAUCGAACAUACUCUGUCCCCCAUCAUCCACAACAGAUCCCAAAGCCAGAUCAGGCGGCAGCCCUCCGCAAUCGACCUCGCCCUAGAGGAAGAACAGAUGGCUGAUCACGCCGAGAGUAUUGGACUCGGUCUGCUUGAACCAAGACCACGUGCCAACACAGUCUCGUCGAUCUCUACCCAGAGCACCACUAGCCAGUGCUCCAUGAUGGAAUUCAUGACCGAGACCAUGCAAACCCCCGUCAUCCUGGAUGGCAUUUUCGAAGUAAUGGAGCGUGCCCGAGUCUAG